This is a messenger RNA of Peromyscus maniculatus bairdii (prairie deer mouse), 3882 nucleotides long. Lineage: Eukaryota; Metazoa; Chordata; Mammalia; Rodentia; Cricetidae. The record is from RefSeq and is a predicted model, not a curated record.
AUGACUGCUGCCUCCGGAGGCUUUGUGGCAGUCAUCAUCGCUCCAGGAAACUCACGUCAACUGUUGGAGACCGGUGAGACCGUCCCUCUGCAGACUCUGCAAUGCUACAAUGACUACACCAGCCGCAUCAUCUGCAGCUGGGCCGACAUGGAGGACGCCCAGGGCCUCAUGAACGUGACCCUCUAUCGCAAGCUAGAAAAGAACUAUCCAGUGUCCUGUGACCUCAGUGAAGACCUACUGUGGUCAGAGUGCCCGUCCCUCCACCGUUGUGUGCCCCGAAGAUGUUUCAUCCCCUACACACAGUUCAUGAUCACUGAUGAAGACUACUACUCAUUCCAGCCGAAUCGGGACGUGGGCAUCCAGCUCGUGCUUCCACUGGCCCAGCAUGUGCAGCCCCCGCCCCCCAAGGACCUCCACAUCAGCCCCUCGGGGGACCACUUCCUGCUGAAGUGGAGUGUGACCCUUGGGGAUGCCCCGGUCCCCUGGCUGGCACAGGAGGACAUCCAGUUUGAGGUGACUUAUAAGAGGCUUCAGGACUCCUGGGAGGGGAAAUUCUACUGGAGGAAGGACACCAUGACAUUCCCUGAAAUUAUCCUCCCUCCAGUCCAGAUGCACCCUCCCACCCUCAACGUGACCAAGGACGAAGACAGCUACAACCUGCGUUGGGAAACUAAGAAAAUGUCCUACCCUCACAUCGAGCACAAAUUCCAAAUCCAGUACACAGAUAACCCAGACAACUGGGAGGACAGCAAGACAGAGAUCCUAGAUCGUGCCCAUAGCAUGGCCCUGCCACAACUGCAGCCCUCCACCACAUACUGGGCCAGGGUGAGGGUCAAGCCCCUCCCCUACUACUAUGGGAUCUGGAGUCAGUGGAGCGAAGUGCAAACCUGGACCACUGACUGGGUGAUGCCCACGUGGGGGACGGUCCUCAGCCUGAUCUUCCUCAUCCUCUUCCUGCUCCUGGCCCUCCGCUUUGGCUGUGUCUAUGGGUGCAGGAUGUACAGGAAGUGGAAGGAGAAAAUCCCCAACCCCAGCAAGAGCCUCCUCUUCCAGUGGAGAAGGGUGGGAGACCCAGGAGGCUGGACUAGCAGGAGGAUGUCAUAUGCACAUUUGGGGGUCAAUGAAGUGUCGCCACUCACCAUAGAGAACCCCAACAUUGUCCAAGAUCCACCGUCUGGGCCUGAUUCAACUCCAUCUACCUCAUCAGAACCCAUGGAUCAGCUUUCCAAUGACCAGCGAGACCCACCAACCCCUUCUGGCAGACCUGGGAACCGGACACCCAGCUUUGACUUCGACGGCCCCUACUUGGGGUCUCUCCAAACCCACUCCCAGCCUGAUCUCCCAGGCCCGUUGGUCACCCCCCAGAUUGGUGGGAGCCUGAGGCCAGCACUGCCAGGCUCCCUGGAAUACCUGUGCCUGCCUCCUGGGGGACAAGUACAGCUGGUCCCAAUGUCCCAGGCCAUGGGGCAGGGCCAGGCUGUGACUGUGGAGUGUGAGCCUAGCCUGGGGUCCACAGAGAGCUCUUCCAUGGAACUAAUGGACAGCCCUUCACUUGAGCCGAGGUUGGAGGAACAGGAACCAAAGGACAACCCAGUGACUCUGCCCAUAAGCUCUGGGGGCCCCGAGGACCCUGUGGUGGCCUCUGGCUAUGUCAGUCCUGCAGAUCUGGUGCUCACACUGCCCACAGGGCUCCUCUCUACCUCUCUGACCCCCUUUCUAGGGUCCCCCUCAGCUCAGGGCCCCAGUCUCUGUCUCAAGCUGCCUGGGGUCCCUCCUCUAAGCCCCGCUCUUCCACCCCCAGAGUUUGAUGACUAUGUGGAUCUCCCUCCAAGCAUGAGCCAGGCCCCCCAGUCCCCUCUGGACAGUUCUGUCCCUCCUGUGCCAAGCAUUUCCACAGCGAGCCCAGCAGAGCCCAGGGAGGAGGUGGCCCCAGCCUCCCCUCACCCUGAAGGCCUCCUUGUUCUUCAGCAGGUGGGGGACUACUGCUUCCUCCCUGGCUUGGGCCCUGGCUCCCCCUCACCAUCACCACAUAACAAACCACCUUCUCCAGGCCUGUGUCCUGAGACUGUGGACCUAGACCAGGACCUGUCUGUCAAAAAGCUUCCCUGCCAGCCCAUGCCCCAGGUGCCAGCCAUCCAGUUUUUCAAGUCCCUGAAGCAUCAGGACUACCUGUCACUGCCCCCUUGGGACAGCAGCCAGCCUGGGAAAGUAUGCUGAGUCCACCCACCCAACUGCACCAGCAGCCCUGCACCUCAGCCUGUGGACCUCAGUCUGACAUCUCCACAGAACCCCAGAGGCUUCCUUGAUGACGUGCACAGUCUUCCCUGACCUUAGCCCUGACCUUCAGCAAUACCCUCCACCCCGUCUCUGGUUUCCUGGGUGUUGUAGGAUCUUUCUUCUUUUACCUCUGACUUCUUGGAGCAGGGAUGGGACCAGAGAGGCCUCUGAGGGUGAGAGCUGCAUUGUCUGUUAGGGUUUAAGGACUGCUAUGGUCUUCUUGUCCCCCUCAAGCACCAAUAACAUGGCACAGUUCUGGUUCAGAGCAUGAGUUGGAAGACUCAAGGGGAUACUCUGAGGGUCAGACUUGGAAAAGCGGCAGGCUCAAGUCAUUUCAAAUGGGCGUGGUCUUCUAUGGCUAUCUAAAGCUCCUGGGAGCCCUGGGGGUCCUUUCAGAGUGGACUGGGGAUCCUCAUCAUGUAGAGAAGUGGCUGAUGGGCAAUGCUGGCUAGUGACCACAGCUGUGGCCAGGCUGGAGUGAUGAAAAACAACAGGGAAGCCUGGCCUCGUGAACUCAUGGUGUCAACUGCAGAAAAACCAGGGUGUGGAUCCCUGCAAGGACAGGAACGUGGUGAUCACACAGGACAGCACUUCCAAAGACUCAGUCUGGACAUCCGGGCUGCUCUCCCUCCAGAAUGCCUGGAUAUCUGUGGCUCCCACUGACUUCAGAUGUGGGUUUGCUGCAGGACUGUUGCACUUGGAAAUGACUGCCUUCUUGACAUUCUGGGCACCAUGGCAUUACUUCAGUCCAUUCUCACUUGCAUUAUUUUCAUUUCAGGUUUGCACAUGGCUUUUGUAUGUGUCUUGAGUAUAGGCUUUUUUGUUGUUGCUGGGCAGGAGGGAUUGGGGAUGAAUCCCAUGAACAAUUUUGUCCCUCAGAGUGUCAUCUCCUCAGAUGAGACUGUACAGCUCUUUCCAUGUGGCCUUUUAUGGGGCACGCAUGUCUCCACUCAAUGUGUUCUCUCUUAGUUUUGUGCAGGAGGCACAAUGGCGCCCUCAGCACUUACAGGCUGCAUUGCUGUGUGACCCAUUGCGGAGCUGAACCUCUCUUUGGGGUCAUAUUUGCAGUGGCCUUUGCAGCAAACAUACAUGUGCCUUCUUUCAUAUUCUUUCUGCAUCUCCAGCCUUGCCCGGGAGGUUUUAACUUUUCUAGAACCCAGGCUUACACUGCAGAGAUCUGUCCUUUUGUGAUCUGAGGACCUGGGUCCAGGGCACAUUGUGUCCUUUCUUCACCCAUCUGCUCUCCAUCCCUGAAUCUGAAAGGCCCCUUUGUGACCCAUCAAGUCCUCGGAUGGACCUGCUCUGUCCCAGCAUGUUAUGUGGUAGCCUCACUCUGUAAAUGGUAGCCACGCCUCUUUUUGUUUGAUUUUGCCCUGUGUCAGGCAGAGCAAGUGUUCCUUGGUCUCUGUUCAUUGCUGCAAAGAAACCCACUAACAUCUUGAGUGUGUUUCAGUGGCGAUGCUCACAAUAGCCUCUCAAUAUGUUCUAUAAUGGACCCCUCUAGGGAAACAAGCAAGAAAGACCUCCAUGUAUCAAGACAUUGACUCUAAAUUGCCUGGCAUUAAGAGGGAGAGAGCAUUGUAAUAAAAUAUUUGUAACAUAUCA